AUGCACACCGAUUUAUCACGAAAUCGCCUCUCAGAAAUUCCUAUUGAAGCGUGUCAUUUUGUUUCUCUUGAAAAUCUCAACUUGUACCAAAAUUGUAUUCGGUAUAUCCCAGAAGCAAUUCUAAAUUUACAAGCACUAACAUUCUUAAAUGUUAGUCGGAACCAACUGUCAACAUUACCAGUACACUUGUGUAAUUUGCCGUUGAAAGUCUUAAUUGCUAGUAAUAACAAAUUGGUCUCACUUCCAGAAGAAAUUGGACGCCUCAGACAUUUGACAGAACUUGAUGUCAGCUGCAAUGAAAUUCAGACUGUACCUUCCCAAAUUGGUAAUCUGGAGGCUUUGCGAGACCUUAAUGUAAGAAGAAAUCACUUAGUACGUUUGCCCGAAGAGCUUGCAGAAUUGCCUUUGAUACGUUUAGACUUCUCCUGCAAUAAAAUCACAUCAAUCCCUGUUUGUUACCGGAACCUCAGGCACCUGCAGGUGAUCACCCUAGAUAACAACCCACUGCAGUCACCUCCUGCACAGAUAUGUAUAAAAGGCAAAAUCCACAUAUUUAAAUACCUGAACAUACAAGCUUGUAAGAUUACUCCAGACCUGCCGGAUUACGAUAGGAGACCCUUGGGCUUUGGCUCCUGCCAUGAAGAACUGUACUCAGGUCGCCCUUAUGGAGCCCUUGAUUCAGGUUUCAAUAGUGUGGACAGCGGUGAUAAGAGGUGGUCAGGGAAUGAGCCUACAGAUGAAUUUUCAGAUCUGCCUCUUCGGGUAGCAGAAAUUACUAAGGAACAAAGACUACGAAGAGAAAGCCAAUACCAAGAGAAUCGGAACAGUUUAGUUGUUACAAAUGGUGGAGUGGAACACGACUUGGAUCAGAUCGACUACAUUGACAGCUGUGCGGCCGAGGAAGAGGAGGAUGAAGCAAGACAGCCCCAGGGCCUAGACUCCGACAGCCUCAGCUCACAGUUCAUGGCGUACAUCGAACAGCGGCGGGUCUCUCAUGAGAGUUCACCAGUAAAGCCAACAGCCAUUAGGGAGUUUCAAAAACCAGAAGACAUGAGAAGAUAUUCACAUCAAAACAGGGUUCCAGUUGAGCCACCAUCUCUCUUGUCACUAUCACCAAACCACAAUCAGCUUCCACACACAGACUUGGAACUGCACCGGAGAAGAGAACAGUUGGUAGAGCGUGCUCGGCGAGAGGCACAGCUGGCAGCCCUGCAGUAUGAGGAAGAAAAAAUGAGAACCAAGCAGAUUCAGAGAGAGGCUGUCCUAGAUUUUGUCAAGCAAAAAGCAUCACAGAGUCCACAAAAACAGCAAUCCCCGAUGGAUAGUGAGUGUCCCUUCCCACCCAGAAGGUCUCAGCACACUGAUGAUAGUGCCUUGUUAGUGUCACUGUCAGGGUUGAAUCAAGUGGACUGUGCUGUUACCCUGCCUCAUUCUGCUGCCUUCAUGCCUCUUAAGAGUGAUGACAAACCUAAUGCUACAUCAAGUUCACCUACCGUGGAAACAGUUCAUCAUUCCACAUAUUCUUUUCCUGGUGCCACCCAGAGAAAUCAGCCUCCGCGCCCCGAGAGCUUUCUUUUCCGAGGAACCGUCAGGGCAGAAACAAAUAAAGGUCAUACUCCCUCCCUUCUCUCAUCUCCUGCACCUGCCACACAUUCUACAGAAUGCAUCACAAGACAGAGAGAAGAAGAGCUGAAAUUAAUAGAUCAGCUACGGAAACACAUUGAGUACCGGUUAAAAGUCUCUCUGCCUUGUGACCUUGGAGCGGCUCUAACUGAUGGUGUUGUUCUUUGCCAUUUGGCCAAUCAUGUGCGGCCUCGAUCUGUCCCAAGCAUUCAUGUUCCUUCACCAGCUGUGCCUAAAUUAACAAUGGCAAAAUGCAGGCGAAAUGUGGAGAAUUUCCUAGAAGCAUGCAGAAAGAUUGGUGUACCUCAGGAGCAAUUGUGCUUGCCUCUCCACAUUUUAGAAGAGAAAGGUUUGGGCCAGGUUGCAGUGACGGUGCAGGCCCUCCUGGCACUCGCUCCACCCAAGCAGCAGCAGCAGCAGCUGUCUGCCGUGUAAGGACCCUGAGACUGCGGGUACUGGCCUGGCCACCACACAAGCAGGACGCCAUGAUUGCUGCAGCUGGCCAUCCCAUCUGCUUAACCAGAGCUCUUACGUGUUCUAGAAGGGACCUUUCCACGAUUCCUACCGGGAAUGUUUGGCUUCAUUUCUCCAUUUUAGGGGAGGUUAUAUCCAUUUCCAUUGUUUUUGUUGUUGUUGUUGUUUGUUUUUUAAGACAUGGUUGGAUUUCUCAACUACAUCUUAUCACUACUGAGAAUCCUCAACGCAGCAGCCCCUGCUGACUGUGCUUUUCUAGAUGUGGGUUUGUUUCAUGUAGCAGAGCAUGGAAGGUGCGGGUGAGCUGUUACCUUCCCUGGCUCCCAAGACAGCCAGGAACCACUGCUUUCUCAUCAGUCAUGCAUGGGAAUCUCCCAAACAUUUGCAGUUUGCACUCGGUGGUUCCAGGGUGAAACCUAGGAAUCUGUUGUCCACAUUCUUUGCAGUGGUUUUCAUGUGGUAGAGACCACAGCUUCAAGUUGGAUCUGUGUAGGGGAGGGGACACUGCCUUCCCUGCAUUUCAGCCACAUUUAAAAUCAAAAGCUAUGUGAAGAUGACUCAUAAAAUAAGAAUACAGCCUAGAUUCUGCACUCUGGGUAGGGUUGUGUCUAAAGCAGUGUUCCGGCCACCCUGUGAUUCCAGUCACUGCCACCUCAUCUUCCUGCUGUCGAGGAUGGCCCUGGAGCAGCCCCCUGUCGCACUCCACACACAGGUUCCGAGUCCCCACACUGGUGACUUGCACUCCUCUGCACUGUUUGCACGGCACACCGCAGCCCCACAAACACUUAACUCCCUGGCCAGCGGAAGAUGAGGGACAAAGCAAGGGGGCGGAAGGGGAGCCAGGUUUCCUGUACCUGUCAGGUGACCGCCAGUUCCCUGGUUGGGUGAGAGCACAGGGCUUCUUAGGAACACUCCUUUCUCUGUCCCUGUCGUGGACUCCAGCCCCCAAUGCCUUCUGUGCCCAACUGUUGGGAGCAAAAGGACCGAAGGCUCAUGGCACCAAGGCAGACAGAGCCUUUAUCAAGCUUAAACCAAACAAGGUCUAAACCAUGAACCUUUUUAGUUGUCAGUGACAGCUUUUGGUGUUCACUCCCUUUGUAAACCAAAUAGAGUAAGCACGGCUUCUAGUUAUUUAGUGAUCUUUCCCUUUUGUAUCUGUUCUGGAUUUUAUCAGUACACGCAUCUAGGCAUCCCGUCAGCCCUCUCCAUCAUGUAAGUGCUGCAACUCAAAGCUUUGGGUAAAGUCAUUCUGUUUAUCUGGUCAUGUUUUCUCUGUGUUCAAGUUUAACUUUAUGUAACAACUAUCUGAGCUGAAAGCCCAAUCCAUAAAUCCUCACAGAAUGAAAGUAAAAUGUUGAUAAAUGCUAGAGCCAGACCCACUAAACUUACAGUUCCAGGCACACCCACCAACUAUGUAUCUUGGUGCAAAUUUAGCAGUAUUUUUUUAACUAGA
This is a messenger RNA of Fukomys damarensis (Damara mole-rat), 3550 nucleotides long. RefSeq names its product leucine rich repeats and calponin homology domain containing 3 (gene Lrch3). Bases 1 to 2058 code for a protein of 685 amino acids. The record is from RefSeq and is a predicted model, not a curated record. Lineage: Eukaryota; Metazoa; Chordata; Mammalia; Rodentia; Bathyergidae. The transcript has 21 exons. Gene Ontology annotation, molecular function: protein binding.